Gallus gallus (chicken) is the source of this 1926-nucleotide messenger RNA. RefSeq names its product protein kinase AMP-activated non-catalytic subunit gamma 3 (gene PRKAG3). The record is from RefSeq and is a predicted model, not a curated record. NCBI's taxonomy places the organism in Eukaryota, Metazoa, Chordata, Aves, Galliformes, Phasianidae. The transcript is spliced from 12 exons. The coding region runs from base 109 to 1281 and encodes 390 amino acids.
GCAGUCAGCAUGGAGCAACUCUCCAGCCCUGCCGCUCCCCAGAUGGUGCUGCUGGAUGCUGCUGCCCGCCCUGUGGAAGAAGGUGGGUAGCAGGCAGGGGGACAAGCAAUGCAUAUAUGGAUAGCAGGUGUGCCCACAGGGUUCCCAGAGGCACUACAUCCCAGGGGGGAAGAGGAGGAGGAGGAAAAGCGGAAGGGCUCCGGGCCCGUCACUUUCACGCUGGGCAAUGAGAUCCUGGGGCUGGAACCCGACAACAAUUUCCAGAGCCCUGACGCUGAGGUCUACAUGCACUUCAUGAGGAGUCACUGCUGCUAUGAUGCCGUCCCCACCAGCUGCAAGCUUGUUGUCUUUGACACCACGCUGGAGAUCAAGAAGGCUUUCGUGGCACUGGUGGCCAACGGGGUGCGGGCAGCCCCGCUGUGGGACAGCAAGAUGCAGAGCUUUGUGGGUGAGUGCCAGGGCGGCCGGGGCAGCAGAGGGACUGCUAUGGGGUGUAGGCAGAGCGGGCAGCCCCGUGUCUCCACAGGGAUGCUCACCAUCACUGACUUCAUCAACAUCCUGCACCGCUACUACCGCUCGCCCCUGGUCCAGAUCUACGAGGUGGAGGAGCACAAGAUUGAGACGUGGAGAGAGGUGUACUUGCAGGGCUCCUUCAAGCCACUGGUCUACAUCUCCCCAAGUGAUAGCCUCUUCGACGCCGUCUACUCCUUGAUCAAGCACAAGAUCCACCGCCUGCCUGUCAUUGAGCCCAUCUCGGGCAACGUGCUGCACAUCCUCACCCACAAGCGCAUCCUCAAGUUCCUCCACAUCUUCGGCUCCACCAUCCCCAAGCCACGCUUCCUAAAGAAAACAGUGCAGGAGCUGUGUGUCGGCACCUUCCGUGACGUGGCCGUCGUACCUGAGAAUGCUCCUGUGUAUGCUGCUCUGGAGAUCUUUGUGGACCGCCGUGUCUCUGCGCUGCCCGUUGUUAAUGCUGCCGGUCAAGUGGUCGGGCUCUACUCCAGGUUUGAUGUCAUUCACCUGGCAGCCCAGAAGACCUACAACAACCUGGACAUCAGCGUGCGGGAGGCGCUGCGGCAGCGCACCGUGUGCCUGGAGGGGGUCCUCACCUGCUACCCCCACGAAACCAUGGAGGACAUCAUCGACCGCAUCACCGAGGAGCAGGUCCAUCGCCUGGUUCUGGUGGAUGAGAACCGGUACCCGCGGGGCAUCGUCUCCCUCUCUGACAUCCUCCAGGCCCUGGUGCUCACUCCCGCAGGUAUCGAUGCUCUUAACUCUUAGCCCGCGACGCUCCAUCUUUCUCCAUUCGCACCCUCCAUUUCUCUCCACUUCAGGCAUUGACCGACACUCGCUCUGAGGACACCAGGGAAGUGCCACAGGCUCAUCCAACGCAGGGCCUCUUGCUUGGGUACCGCAGGGCCGUGGAAGGAGGCUUGGGGCCCGGGGGCUCUCCGUAGGGGGGGCUGCCCACCUGCCUUGGUCCUGGGACUCACUCUGAGCCUGGGGCCAACUCCUGUCAACCUCGGGGAGGAACAGAGCGGGGGAAAAAGGGUCCAGGGGUGCCUCCAGACUGCGAGCACACAGGGAUGCUCAGUAGGCACCGUGCCACCGGGAGCUGUGCAGCUGGACACAGGGGCACCUGCGUGGCCCCGGGGGACCUGCAACGUCCCCCCCUCCCUUGCGACCGCUGUCCCCUCCUGCUGCGAGACCCCAGUGCUUCAGGUCCCACUGGCUGUGCCGGGUGCCUGGGAGGAGCGCAUGGCUCAGCUGCACGCACAGGCUUGUUUUUUGUAGGGUCUCCAGGGCUGGAGCGCGCUGGUAGAGGUGCUCGCAAGGGGACCCUGUACAAUGAUAGGGGGGUGGGGGGUAUUUAUUUAUUUGCCAGUCUCUUCAGCCUCGCUGGAAUAAAGCAGCCUGCCCUAGGCA